Molecule: messenger RNA, 989 nt
Organism: Mytilus trossulus (common blue mussel)
Lineage: Eukaryota; Metazoa; Mollusca; Bivalvia; Mytilida; Mytilidae
Exons: 4
Coding region: 15-611 (198 amino acids)
Source: RefSeq, a predicted model, not a curated record
GUUUGUUUUCAAUCAUGACGUGUGAAGGAAAACCAUGGAAACGGGGAUUUGUUAAUUUGACACCAUAUAUCUAUAUAAAUUUUCGAAAGUGCAUAAUGGUCAUUAAACAUUUGAUUCGUAUACAUAAACAUUUAACUCUGAGGAUGCAAGGAACAGACAAUAUUGCUUUGCUGCACCCCAACACUACCAGCAUCUUUGCUAACGCAAUUCGUCCAUACGCAAUACAAAAUGCAACAUCUGAUGGAGGUCCAUUCGGAAUGUUUCCAGAAAUUACAAUAGAAUUCCAUACAAACUCUAUGGCUCUAGCUGCCAUCUGUAGUUGCACGUCCAUCGUUAUUGUCUGCAUAUUUCUGUACUGCUGCUGUCGAGCCAGUCGUAGGGACGGGAACUACGAAUGUUCAUGUGCAUAUGAAAGACCUACCUCGCAUUCAACAUCUAGUAAAAGGUCUUCGGCUCUUAUAUCUGGUUCAAUAUCUAUCAGGAUUCCUACCUCUGAAAGCAGAUAUCAACCUUACAAACCAACAACCGAUACAAUAUUUGAACAGUCCGAAAGUGAAGAUAGUUCUGCAGUUAAUAUGACUCAGAAGAAAACCACAUCGCUUGACGUUUGAAUCCAUUUGACUACAAGGUGUUAAAAACAGACUAACAAAAUGUUAUCCGACCCUGUAGACCUCUGACAAAAAAUGUGAAAACCAAUAAAUGCAUUUUUGUCAAAAUAAUAGCAUUGCGUUAUAUGGCUAUUACGCUUAAAUAUGACCAGCAACUUAACAACAUAAAGUUUCAUCCACAUCAACCAGGUAUCUAGAGAGAAUUUCAUUUGCAUGUCUUAUGCUCCAUAUUGGAGAAUAUACUUUGCAUCAGUGUUUCUUUCCAAAUUAUUGACUACGCAAGGCAACUGAAAAUGCGACACAGCGUUAUAGUAUGUCAUGAAGGUUUAUGAUUUUUUCACCAUCUGUAUUUUACAUGCUCUAUGUAUUUAUAUUUUUAUA